Molecule: messenger RNA, 3879 nt
Organism: Pomacea canaliculata
Lineage: Eukaryota; Metazoa; Mollusca; Gastropoda; Architaenioglossa; Ampullariidae
Product: receptor-type guanylate cyclase Gyc76C-like
Biological process (GO): receptor guanylyl cyclase signaling pathway; protein phosphorylation; cGMP biosynthetic process
Molecular function (GO): guanylate cyclase activity; protein kinase activity; peptide receptor activity
Source: RefSeq, a predicted model, not a curated record
CGAUACAAGGCUAGACGACAACGGCAAUGCAGAGGGCAACUUCACGCUGCUCGCCUUCAAGAGUCUGUCUCAACAGUCCUACUCCUACUCCAUGGUGCCAGUGGCUGAUUUUGCGAUGACAUCAUCGGGGAUUUGCCAAGUUUCAGACUCUUUGCUGGAGAAACCAUCCCAUGGAUUAAUGGCGAGCCUCCUGUAGCUGAACCUGAAUGCGGUUACAUGGGUGAACGGUGCAUUCCAAAGGACACUUACGUCAAGGAGAUUGUCCUCGGCGUCCUGGGUGGCGUGCUGCUGGUGGUCGUGGGCAUCGGGCUGGUGAUCUAUAGGAACUGGCGGUACGAACAGGAGAUUGACGGACUGCUGUGGAAGAUCGACUCCUCACACAUUCAGAUGGGACAACAGGCCAGCCCCGUGGGAACUGCCGGCGACAAACAUAACCACGAUGGUGGGGGCAUCAGCAUGGUUUCAACUGAAUCCAGGAACUCCUACACACAAGUUUUUGUUAAAAUUGGUGUGUACAAGAACCGGACAGUGGCACUCAAGAUGUACGAAAAGAGCAAAGUCGACCUUGGACGACACACUAAGAAAGAAAUGAAGCUUCUUGGCGAUCUCAGACAUGUUAACAUCAACAGUUUCAUUGGGGCUUCCGUGGAUACCGACUUCCUGAUUCUUGUCACUGAAUAUUGUUCCAAAGGAAGCCUUACGGACGUCUUGGAAAACGAAGACAUUACACUGGAUAAAAUGUUCAUCUCUUCUAUCGUCAAAGAUAUUCUUCAGGGCAUGAUCUACAUACACGCCAGCGACCUGCAGUUCCACGGGAACCUCAAGAGCUCCAACUGUCUGAUCACGUCCCGCUGGACUGUGCAGGUGGGCGACUUCGGGCUGAUGGACACCCGCGCCAUGACCUAUCACCCCGAGGACGUGUUUGCCUAUUACCGCAACUUACUAUGGAAGGCACCUGAACUGCUUCGCUCAGCCAAGCCCCACAGAGGCUCGUGUAAGGGGGACAUCUAUGCUUUCGGCAUCGUUCUCUACGAAAUUUUUGGUCGCUGUGGACCGUUCGGAAACUGCCGACUGUCUCCACAAGAUAUUAUCAUCAACAUAAAGAACAAGAAGCUGGCGGAGGAAUUGCCGUUCCGCCCCAACACCAAUGUGCUGCAGUGUGAGACCUACGUCAUCGACUGCAUGCGCGAGUGCUGGGCUGAGCAUCCCGAGAAGCGGCCGGACUUCAAAACCGUCUGGCAAAAGCUGAAGCCACUGAGAGCAGGAAUGAAGAGGAAUAUUUUGGACCACAUGAUGGCUCUCAUGGAGCGAUAUCAGGAACGCUUGGAGGAGCUGGUGGAGGAGCGAACAGUGCAGCUGGUGGAGGAGAAGAAGAAGACGGAAACCUUACUGCACCGCAUGUUGCCUAAACCUGUAGCAGAGCAGCUGAAGCGUGGAGAACCAGUGAUACCAGAAGCGUUUGACUCUGUCACCAUUUAUUUCAGCGACAUUUGCGGCUUCACCAAGUUAUCUGCAGAAAGUACACCGAUGGAGGUCGUUGACAUGCUGAACGACCUGUACACAACCUUCGACUCCACUGUCAAAAACUACGGUUACAAAGUGGAGACAAUCGGCGAUGCAUACAUGGUGGUCUCCGGCCUGCCCAUACGAAACGGAGAUCUUCACGCCGGCGAGAUCGCCUCCAUGUCCAUGGCGCUGUCCCAAAUCAAGUCCUUCUGCAUUCGCCAUCGGCCUGACGCCACCCUCAAGCUCCGCAUCGGCAUCCAUUCCGGGCCUUGUGUGGCGGGCGUUGUGGGUCUCACCAUGCCCCGUUACACGCUGUUCGGAGACACCGUCAACACGGCGUCCAGGAUGGAGACCAACGGAGAACCACUCAAAGUCCACUGCAGCAAGGAAUGUAAAGAUAUUUUGGAAAAACUUGGCGGCUACACUCUUGAAGAACGGGGAUAUGUUUCAAUGAAGGGCAAAGGCACUGUCCUGACCUACUGGCUCACCAAUGAAAAUCCUGAAGUUCGCAGAGCCCGGCUAAACAGAACUCAUCUUCGGUUUUCUGGAAGAGACAGCACUGAGUCUGCCACUCCCCCCUUCCUGAGGCCGCUGUUCAGCAACUCCCUUACCAUUCCCUGAACACUACUCCCCAAAACUCUCCGAUGCUCCCUGGGGGUCAGGACAAAGGGCAGAGUUAAGCUGGCAGAUGGCGCCAGCACCAUAGCCACGUCCCCAUUGGUGCACGACGUCAUCAAAGACAGCGACAGCGGCAAGGGCUCGGACCCUCUCAACGGCAUCAAUCAACACAGAGUGCGCUUGCAUUCGUUCCGAGAAGCUCUCCAGAAAUGCCACAAGUGGCCGAUGACCAGCAACAACAGCAACCCGGACUUCACUCUCCAGGGACGGGCGGCCACCAGCAGAUUUUCUGGAAAUUUUCCCGUGCCGGACGUUCUGUCCUCGCCCGUAGACUCCUCGGUGAUACCGGUGCUCAAAUGCCGUUGCCAUGACAACGACAGUCGCAUCAGCAUCUACGACAACAAGGCCACACCCACGGAGAUGAGCGUGCUACUCGGCGUGGAAGACGAAGAUGGUGGGCAGGUGAUGGAGCGAGAAACUCCGUUCGUGUGAAUGAGGCUUUAGUUGAGCGGCUUUCCCUUUCUUUCCUUCGCGUGCGUCUGUAAACAUGUUUGAGAUAGUGAGUGAUGAAAUGUGCAUUUGCGUUUUUGUGUGUGUGCACGCGAGGUGUUAGGGGGGACGCUGCUAUCAGAUUUAGAUUUGAAUUUGCAAAUCAUCGGCUGUUUUGAGCCAAUGUCGAGGGACUAUCUCGCAACUAAGGGCCACAACUCUAAAAUUCUCAAUCGUCACGGCGCGAAAAUAUAUUUUACGAGUGACUUUUCCCAAAAGAGAUCACUCAUGCCUAACGUUUGUCUUCUUUUGAAAAAAGAUACUAGUGUCGAUAUCAUACUCGCUGGUGUGAAGACAGCUUUGUGGAUCUGUUUCGAGAUGCACGACGGAUUCAAACCGAAUUAUGAUGAUGAGCGUGUAGCCUGCUGUUACACCUGUUGAUGGUGAUGCACAAUGGUGUAUCAAGACUCCAUUCAUGGCUAGGAGAGACAUAGUGUUUGAGACUGUGAUAUAGACCACGAGCCCGGUUACACUUAUGUAUGGAUUGUCGCCGGUCGUUCGACGUGAAGCUCUGAGGUCACGAACAUUAACCCUGGGUGCACACGUGUCGCAGAGGGUUAAUCUUGUAGAUGCUUGUUUGUUUUUCGUAGGCUGAUCGUGGGUUGUUGUACAACUGCUAGCGCCUUUAUCGUUAACCCACGAUACAACUUUCGCCUUUAUCGUUAACCCACGAUACAUCUCUCGCCUUUAUCGUUGACCCACGAUACAUUGCUCGGUUUUAAAAACGAUUGUUGCCUUCCAUGCUUCUUCUGUGGACAUGGGUGUUUGCGGGUACGUAUGUGCAAGUUCCCCCUCCUCUCUCUCUUCCCUCCUCCCUCACGUUGUGAUGGAGGUUAUUGUUUUUAUUUUAUUCACUCCCUAUCCCGAUAUUCAUCCUACUAGAUUCAUAAAGUUCUGCAAAAUCUCAAGACAGCUAUCAUCAAUCGUUAUUUAAAUGCAUGGGUCCUCUCGUCUUGUACCAAUAGUCUUCAGCAUCACACCAUUUCUUAGGCAAAAUAAUUAAAAGUGAUUUUGCAGAUGAAGAAUGUGAUUAUUAUAAUCAUUCCAUUAUUAUACGCACUGACAAUGAUGCAUCAUUCAAGCUUUAUUAAGUUUUCUUAUUAAGUUUACAAUAACAAACUGUUGUCGAGCUAUCCGUCCAAACAGUGAGUUUUAAGGUUUUGUUUUCGUUUUAAAUUUACUGAAUAAAACAAUAUCUGAAAAAUA